Molecule: messenger RNA, 1275 nt
Organism: Sphenostylis stenocarpa
Lineage: Eukaryota; Viridiplantae; Streptophyta; Magnoliopsida; Fabales; Fabaceae
Source: the annotation of a GenBank genome assembly
AUGCAGAAGGAUACUAGUACCAGUGCCCCAUCAACCACAAGUGGUCGGAUUAGGCACCGAAAACGCUCAAAUGAGGUUAUUCCGGAAGUUAGCAAAGCAAAUGGGACCCAGUUACUUGUGAAUGACAAAAGCAAAUACAAGUCCAUGCUAAUUCGAGCAUAUUCAUCCGUAUGGAUGAUUGGUGGCUUUGUGUUGAUCAUCUAUAUGGGUCACCUCUACAUCACUGCAAUGGUGGUGGUUAUUCAAAUCUUCAUGGCAAGGGAGCUUUUCAAUCUGCUCAGGAGAGCUCAUGAAGAUAGGCAGCUGCCUGGAUUUAGACUAUUAAACUGGCAUUUUUUCUUCACUGCAAUGUUAUUUGUUUAUGGCCGGAUUCUGAGUCAACGCCUGGUUAACACUGUAACAUCAGACAUGGUUCUGUAUCGCCUAGUGAGCAGUCUUAUUAAGUAUCAUACGGUUAUCUGCUACUCCCUGUACAUUGCUGGAUUUAUGUGGUUCAUUCUCACAUUGAAGAAGAAGAUGUACAAGUACCAAUUUGGCCAGUAUGCUUGGACACAUAUGAUUCUAAUUGUUGUAUUUGGCCAGUCCUCCUUCACUGUGGCAAGCAUUUUUGAAGGGAUUUUCUGGUUUCUUCUCCCAGCAACCCUUAUUGUCAUUAAUGAUAUUGCUGCUUAUAUCUUUGGUUUCUUCUUUGGAAAAACCCCUUUGAUCAAGUUAUCUCCAAAGAAAACCUGGGAGGGUUUUAUUGGGGCAUCCGUUACCACCAUCAUCUCUGCAUUUUUGCUUGCUGACAUCAUGGGUCAUUCUCAGUGGCUAACAUGUCCAAGGAAGGACUUGUCAACUGGUUGGCUUCACUGUGAUCCUGGUCCUCUGUUUAAGCCAGAAUCCUAUUCCUUAUUAGGAUGGACUCCUCACUGGUUUCCUUGGAAAGAGGUGUCAAUCCUACCAGUUCAAUGGCAUGCUUUAUGUCUUGGCUUGUUUGCUUCUAUUAUUGCACCUUUCGGAGGUUUCUUUGCAAGUGGUUUCAAAAGGGCUUUUAAAAUAAAGGAUUUUGGUGAUAGUAUUCCAGGACAUGGUGGAAUUACUGACAGAAUGGAUUGCCAGAUGGUUAUGGCCGUGUUUGCUUAUAUAUAUCAUCAGUCAUUUGUUGUUCAACAUAGUCUGUCGGUUGAAAUGAUUUUGGACCAGAUAUUGAUCAACCUAUCAUUCAAUGAACAAGAAGCUCUAUAUGGGAGACUUGGGGAAAUUUUACAACAGGGGAUUCCAGGGAAAUUCUAG